This is a messenger RNA of Acytostelium subglobosum LB1, 687 nucleotides long. RefSeq lists its product as hypothetical. The transcript has a single exon. The annotation marks the transcript as partial. The record is from RefSeq and is a predicted model, not a curated record. Lineage: Eukaryota; Evosea; Eumycetozoa; Acytosteliales; Acytosteliaceae.
AUGCUAAAGAGGAAGCAUGAGUAUGACGAUGGCUCGGUCGGCCGAGUAGUAGAAUCUGCUUACAAGAAAUAUAGAACAGUCUCUGAUAAGAUAGGUAUACUAUCUCUUCAAGAUGAACACAAUCAUCGUCAUCAAGCUGAUGAUAAUAUCAUUCAAUUGGAUUCAACUUCAUACGAAGACAGUCCAAUGCUAUUAGAACAAACAGACACUUCAACAAACAACAAUAACAUCGUUCAAAACAACAACAUCGUCAACAUCAUCAACAACAACGUCAACAACAACAAUAAUACUAUCAACAAUUAUAACACAAACAAGAAUCAAUCAUUGGCAAUUGUACCUAUAGUUGAUUAUAUCAAUGAUGCUAGACAUAUGGAUCGAUCAGAUUUGGUAAAGAAGAAGGCACAGGGAUGCGCAGCAGGUGGAUACCAGUUGGCAACAGAGAGUUUGGGUCAGGUCAUGGACAUCCACAGCAUAUUGUACACACCAUCACCAUGCAAUGAUCUACCAUUACCAUUCUUCAACACCAAUAUGCAUGAGCGUUCACUCAUUCUCUACACAGAGCCCAGUCACAUCAUAAACGAGUCAAUUAGGCGACAUGUUGUAGGAGAUGAGAAGAAGCAAUUCAACUCACGGCCUAGAGUUGAAGAGUUGGACGAGCAAGAUGACGAUGCAAUGGAUAUCACUGGU